This is a messenger RNA of Saccoglossus kowalevskii, 869 nucleotides long. Its product is annotated as deubiquitinase OTUD6B-like. NCBI's taxonomy places the organism in Eukaryota, Metazoa, Hemichordata, Enteropneusta, Harrimaniidae. Gene Ontology annotation, biological process: protein deubiquitination. Gene Ontology annotation, molecular function: cysteine-type deubiquitinase activity. The record is from RefSeq and is a predicted model, not a curated record.
AUGCCCAGAUAACUCGCUAUACAGCAUGGCCAGUGCCGGUGAUGGCUUGAAUAAUAAAGAAAUUCUUGAACAAAGACAUCGAAAGGAAAGAAAGGAACUUCAAAGUAAAAUCCAAGCAAUUAAACGUGGCGUACCAAAAGGAGACAAGAAGCUGAAGAAAGAAGCACAGAUAGAAAUCGCUAAAUUAGAAGCUGAACUUCACCAGAGACAAGAAUUAGAAGAACAGGAAUUCAAACUUUCUACAGAAUCCACUGGAUUGGUGAAUGAGGUUGCUGCACAUGUAGAUAAGUUGUGUGUAGAUGAUGCAACAAGUGAUAAACCGCAGCGGAUAUCCAAAGCACAGAGGAGGAAGAAUAAAAAAGCGGCCAAGGAUAAAGAGCGGGAAAAGCUGAUAGCAGAGGGCGAAGAAGCCAAUAUCCAUGGUCCAAGGAAUGUUGAGGCACAGAAAUUAAAAAUGAUUCUCAAAGAACGAGGACUUGGAAUCAAAGAGAUACCUUCUGAUGGUCACUGCCUUUACAAUGCUAUACAAGAUCAGUUAUAUACACAGGGCAUUGAGAUGUAUACUUUAUCAAAAUUACGACAGCUCACAUCAGAUUACAUGUUAUCCAAUUGUGAUGAUUUCCUGCCAUUUCUCAUCAACCCAAACACGGGUGAUCUGUUAACACAUGAUGAGUAUGAACAAUACUGUAAUAAUGUCACUCACACAGCUGCCUGGGGAGGACAACAUGAGAUAAAAGCAUUAUCACAUGUAUUACGAAGACCGAUAGAAAUCAUACAAGCGGAUGCUCCAGUGUUAACUAUAGGGGAGGAAUUCAGUAAUGCAACAACGCAAUCAUUACUUUUAUCGUAAGUAUAUGGACAUGGUGAAC